AGAUGCUGCAGGUUCACAUCCCGUCGGUGGGGCCCGAGGCCGAGGGGCCACGGCAGAGCCCCGAAAAAGCCCACAUGGUGUUCCGAGUGGAGGUACUGUGGCGCGGGCGCAGGCACACCGUGCUUCGGCGCUACAGCGAGUUCCACGCGCUGCAUAAGCGGAUCAAGAAACUGUACAGAGUGCCCGACUUUCCCUCCAAACGGCUGCCCAACUGGAGGACCCGAGGCCUGGAACAGCGCCGGCAGGGCCUGGAAGCCUACAUCCAGGGCGUCUUGUAUCUGAACCAGGAGGUGCCCAAGGACUUACUGGAGUUCCUGAGGCUUCGGCACUUCCCCACGGACCCCAAGGCUGGCAGCUGGGGCACCCUGGGGGAGUUCCUGCCUGGAGACAGCAGCUCACAGCUGCACCACCGGCCGGUUGUCAGCUUCCAGAAGGACCCCUAUGUCUGUGCCCCUUCCCCAGCAGCACCUCUGGCUGACGUCGUGGUGAGUGGAGUUCUCCAGGGACUCUACGGCUUCAGCAUCAGCUCUGCCUCAACCCUGCCGGAAACCGCCGCUGCUCUGCCGCCCACACCUUGAGCAGCUGCCUGCUGGCACGGUCGUGUGCCUGGGCCCGAAGUGCUCAUCCUCCUCUGGCCUGAGCCUGGGGCUUUGCCCAGAACGCUCAAGCCAACUCCUGUGCCCAGGGCAAGGAGCAGGGGCUGUUGACGACUGCAAGGUGGGCUCUGACAAGGCAGGCUAGAAGUAGGUGGCAAGCAGCUCCCAGACUGAGGCACAGCAGGCAGUAGAUUUGAAGCCUUUGCUGGAACAGCUUGACAAAAGGUCGUGGCAGGGGCCAGGCACUCACUGCAGACCUGGGCAGGCACUGCAGGCCCAAGAACCCAGCCCACACACGGAAUACAAAAAAAGCCCCUUUUUAAUUG
This is a messenger RNA of Ochotona curzoniae (black-lipped pika), 922 nucleotides long. RefSeq names its product sorting nexin 22 (gene SNX22). The coding region runs from base 3 to 578 and encodes 191 amino acids. Lineage: Eukaryota; Metazoa; Chordata; Mammalia; Lagomorpha; Ochotonidae. The record is from RefSeq and is a predicted model, not a curated record. Gene Ontology annotation, molecular function: phosphatidylinositol phosphate binding. The transcript has 7 exons.